Molecule: messenger RNA, 666 nt
Organism: Formica exsecta
Lineage: Eukaryota; Metazoa; Arthropoda; Insecta; Hymenoptera; Formicidae
Product: geranylgeranyl pyrophosphate synthase-like
Exons: 5
Biological process (GO): isoprenoid biosynthetic process
Molecular function (GO): prenyltransferase activity
Source: RefSeq, a predicted model, not a curated record
AAAGAUAAUUCCAUUUUGCGAAGAGGUAUUCCUACCUCUCAUUCUGUUUAUGGAAUUGCUAGCUCACUAAACGCUGCACAUUAUAUAUUAGUUAUCGCAUUGGAAAGAAUUGCUAAUUUGCAUCCUGCAGCGACAAAUGUUUAUAUGGAACAAAUGUUGGAAGCUUUCAGAGGACAAGGAAUGGAAAUUUUUUGGCGGGACAAUUUUAUUUGUCCAAGUGAGAAAGAAUAUCGGACAAUGGCAAUGAAAAAGAUUGGAGGUUUCUUCAAUUUAAUGAUCAAAUUGAUGAAACUCUUCUCUAUUUAUGAAGAGGAUUUAUCAUCGCUAGGUAUUAUUUUGGGAUUGCAUUUUCAAAUACGUGAUGAUUACGGAAACUUAAAUAGCGAUAAGUAUACCGAAAAUAAAAGUUAUUGCGAUGACUUGAGUGAAGGAAAGUUCAGCUUUCCCAUUGUUCAUGCGCUUACAACAAAUCCUGAUGAUAAGCAAAUAAUAUAUAUUCUGAAACAACGAACCAAACAAAUCGAAGUGAAACGUCAUUGCGUUAAAUUGUUGGAGAAAUUUGGUUCGUUUGAAUACACGAAAAAAGUACUUGAAGACUUGGACGUGAAAGCGAGAGCUGAGAUAGAACGUUUAGGAGGCAACCCGCCUUUGAUGCUUAUUUGCUAG